AUGAGCGCGGCGGCGGGCGGGCUGCGGCGGCUGCUGGCGGCGGCGGCGACGGCGGGGGCCGCGGAGGUGCGGGCAUCCAUCUUCGGCCACGCGCUGAACCCUACGGGGAAGCGCGCGGCGACGAAGCUUCUGCGGAAGAAGAUGGUCGGCGACCAGGUGGCGCAGUGGUACCCCUACGACAUCAAGCGCGACGACCCGCUCGUCAUGGCGCGCGAGGAGAAGGAGCGUCUGGCUAAGCUGGAAAUGCUGAAGCGUCGUGGCAAGGGCCCGCCAAAGAAGGGCCAGGGAAGGCGUGCUGUCAAGAGAAGCAAAUAG
Miscanthus lutarioriparius is the source of this 315-nucleotide messenger RNA. The record is from the annotation of a GenBank genome assembly. Lineage: Eukaryota; Viridiplantae; Streptophyta; Magnoliopsida; Poales; Poaceae.